Diutina rugosa is the source of this 3045-nucleotide messenger RNA. RefSeq lists its product as uncharacterized. The record is from RefSeq and is a predicted model, not a curated record. Gene Ontology annotation, biological process: establishment or maintenance of cell polarity; ubiquitin-dependent protein catabolic process. Lineage: Eukaryota; Fungi; Ascomycota; Pichiomycetes; Serinales; Debaryomycetaceae. Gene Ontology annotation, cellular component: MUB1-RAD6-UBR2 ubiquitin ligase complex. The transcript has 2 exons. Bases 1 to 3045 code for a protein of 1014 amino acids.
AUGUCGCUUAGCGUGAAGCCGUCACCAACUGUUUCGCCGGCUGUUCAACUCAAACUGAAGGAUAACGCUGAAAAUGUCAGCACCCUCGGAGGUUUUAUUGCUGGUGGUAUGGCCGCCUGUGGGGCUGUUACAUUUACCAAUCCGAUUGAGUUGAUCAAGACUCGAAUGCAACUUCAAGGGGAGCUUGUCAAAAAGGGUGCUGAGGGGGCAAGAACUUAUAAAAACCCACUCCAGGCUCUUGUUGUGAUCUACAAAAAUGAGGGUUUAAAGGGUCUACAACAAGGGUUGUUUUGCGGCUACUAUUAUCAAAUCUGUCUCAAUGGUUGUCGCAUAGGGUUGUACGAACCUCUGAGAUACUACUUAACGAAGUUGUUUCUUCCCGAACAAAUCAAGGAUGACGUUCCUAUUCCCCAAAAUGUUCCUGUCAACGUGGCUGCUGGGUUUGUAUCAGGUGCCGCGGGUGCUGUGUUGGCUUCCCCAUUCUUUUUGAUCAAAACACGCAUGCAGUCUUAUAAUAAAGCUGCUGCGUCUUCAGGUAACCUGGCCGUUGGUCAACAAACAUACUACAAGAAUGCAUGGGAUGGUAUUCGUUCGAUUUACCGCACGGAAGGUUUUCGUGGUCUUUAUAGAGGCGUUGAUGCUGCUGUUCUUCGUACGGGUGCGGGUUCCAUGGCACAAUUGCCGAUCUAUAACUAUACGAAACGCUUCUUGCUUAACAAAAACUUGAUCACGGAGGAAAACAAGGUUCCGCUUCAUUUUGUAUCGUCACUGAUGGCUGGCCUCGGUGUUGCUGUAGUGAUGAACCCAUGGGAUGUGAUUUUGACGCGGGUGUACAAUCAGAAGGGUAACUUGUAUAAAGGACCGAUUGAUUGCUUCGCCAAAACUGUGAGAAGUGAAGGUGUUAUGGCGUUGUACAAGGGCUUCUGGGCUCAAUUAUUCCGGAUUUGGCCCCAUACCAUCUUGACCUUGAUGUUCAUGGAACAACUGAUGAAGUUCAUGGUGCAUGUAGAAAAUCAGUGUCUACCUGAGAAUACAAGCCUUUAUCGAGUGUGUGCUUUGUUUCAUAUAGUGCCUUACAUGCGGGACUCCAACUUCCGGGCAGUCGCCACCAACAAGGCUUCGUUGACGAUCACACUGAGCAUGUAUGAUCGUCGAGCACUCGAUGUCCCCAGUGACAAACCCCUCGUGAACCUGUUGAACUAUUUGACGUACCUUGUGUCAUCUUCACCCAAAGUGCGGGAAACUUUGGCUAAUGAUGGCGGUAUCGAGCGGCUCAUUGAAAUUUUACAUGAGUGCCACAAUUCGACGUUCAAUUCUGAGGAUACAAUUUUCAACGCAGACAAGAAAGUAUUAGUUGGAUGGAAGUGGACGCUUGCUUUUCAAUGUUUGGUGCUUGUUGGAACUAGGGGUACUGAGAAAAUCCGUCAAAAGGUUGUGCUGGCAGGGAUUUUGCCCAUAAUCGCCACGGUGCUCGACAAUUAUUUGUCACUCAAUGAGCAACUUUGGAAGCAUAAUCCAGCGGCAACUCCCACUCUUCCUCCAGGAUCAAGCAUAGAAUCAAACUCAAGGCCGGUGGUGCCAAGUGAAUUCUCACUAGCGAACCUCGAGCUACCGAUGAACUUGGCACCUGCUGCUGCGGCGGCAGCAGCUGAACCAUCAGUGAUGCCAUGUUCGAAGACAUUCGAUUUGUGCGGCGACUUUGGUCUGCGUCUCACUUGUGACGAUUACGAUAGCUUGUCAGUGAAGCAAUUGCUCAAGCUUAUUGGCUUGAACGAUACGAGUUACACAAGUGACAUCCGUCGAAGGUAUCUUAUCGCAAUAAUCUUGAAGAAGCUCCAUGAAAGCAAAGAAGCUGAUCCUUUGGAUAUUGAUGCUAUACCCCACCAUGAAUACAGCAUGGAUGUUCAUCUUCAAUUUUUGUGUGAUUUAUAUUUGGAAACUGCUGGACAGUCUACUUCGGUUCUGCCUGAGCAUGGACCAGGACUGAUACCUCGAAAUAAUAAUCAUGUCGCAGCAUCCAAAAUGGCGGUUCGGAACUUCACUGAAACAGGCGUUAUUAUACCACAAGACGACGAUAUCAUUUGGUCAUUGCAAUUACUUGCAUACAUUAGCAAAUACCCCUAUCUCAAGGAAGCGCUUCAAAAUACCCACUUGAUAAUUGAAAUGAGCAUACGUGAUAAGCAUUUCAAACACUAUUUAGAAAACCAGAGGAAGUUGACGAUGAAGAAGACAUUAGAGCUUCAAUUACGCCCGCCCAUCCCUUCAAAGCUGCAAAACUUGCGGACGCAAAGAUUUGAGCAACAAUGCUCCGAUGCGUCGGUACCAAUGGAUGAGGAGUUGGAACUAUCCGUAUUGGAAGAUCUGGAAUCGGAAUUUGAGCUGGACUCUCUGGCGGUGCCGCCACCGGUUCCAGUAGUUGAAGCAACACCUCGCAGCCUUCAGUUUCUGGGACUCCUGCAAUUGUACGACUCAAUUGCGAAAGCAGAACUGAUUGAAAAUGACUUAGAGCGGCAAUUUGCUUUAUGUCAAGUCACGCAGAAAAUUGACGAGACUGUUGCUUCAGAAACAAUUCGACUUAAGUCAACGAUAACGAAGAAACGGCAGGAAACCAAGGAUUAUUUGAAUGAUAGAUGGAAUUAUGAAACUUAUCAAGGAUUUGACGUUGAUGAUCUUGAAGAUCAGGACGAGCUGUUGAUGGAGUACAAACGAGUAAAUUUGUUUCCCCUCGUUGAGCGAUUCACGUUUCUUCCCGGCACUGACAUGUAUUAUUGGGCCGGGGUCAUCAUGCGAAAUCUGUGUCGUCGAAACGAAGCACGCGGUGGGGUUCGCCAGUGUGGAAAUUUGGAAUGUGGUCAAUGGGAAAAAUUUCCACGGGAAUUUUCCAAAUGCCGCAGGUGCAAGCGAACCAAGUAUUGCUCAAGGGACUGUCAAAUCAAAGCUUGGAAUUGCCACCGGAACUGGUGUAUCCCUUCAACCUCUAGCAGUGGCAGUACCUCUACGGAUCCUAAUGCUUCUGGUGCUGCUCAUUCCGCAGAUAACUCUUAA